AGCAAAGACUUGCGAACUCUAGUGGUGUUCGAAAUCGAGGCUUCUAGCUUCAUCUGAAGUCGUGAUAAGAUGCCUGGGUGAAAUCUCGGUUGUCAGUAGCAUGAUCGAUAUCUGAAAUAGUCAGGUGAGUCCUUCUUAAUGUGUAUCUAAGAGAGUGCCGCUGUGAGGGCUAAGAUGCCGAUCCCUCCCCCUCCCCCUCCACCACCUGGUGGACCACCUCCUCCUCCCACCUUCAGCCAGGCCAACACGACCCCACCCAAACUGAACAAAGAUGAGGCUAAAGGGCGCAACAUGCUUUUGACCGACAUCUGCAAAGGGUCCAAGCUGAAGAAGGCUGCUGUUGUGAAUGAUCGGAGUGCACCCAUCAUCGAGAAGCCCAAAGGAAGUAGUGGCAGUGCCAGUCCAGGGGCUGUGUCGGGUUCCAUGCAGCCAGUGGGUGGGCUUUUCCAAGGAGGCGUGCCAAAGCUGCGACCAGUGGGAGAUGGUUCUGUCGGGCGGUCAGCAAUGCAACCGCCUGGCUCUCGUCCUGCGGCGCCCCGCCCUCCCGGUCGCCACGAUGAAGGCGACAGUCCCUCCCAGCAACUGUCGCCAGGGUCAACAUCGCCCCCCGAGCAGUCUCGCUCCCAGCGACCCUCCCUGCCGGACCUGUCUCGCCCCGCUAGUGGUGGUAACCCCUCCUCCUCCUCCUCUCCUGGGAUGAAGCACAGCUGCUCGGCCCCCCCGCCGCCCCCACCGGUGUCUCGCCGCGGCAACGCGCCACCCCCGCCCAAAGCGGCCACCCCUACCUCCUCUUCCUCCUCCUCUCCCUCCUCCUACAACCGCGAGAAGCCCCUGCCCCCCACGCCGGGGCAGAGGGGUUCCUCGCCCGCUCCCGUGCGCGAAAAUGCCCCCCUGCCACCUCUCGCCAAACCCCCACCCUCCCCGCUCAACAACCGCCGUCCUCCCACGGGUGGCUCCUCCUCUUCCUCUUGCUCCUCCUCUUCCUCCUCGCUGGCGCCCCCACCUCCUCCAUACCGCCAGGGUGUAGCUAACGGGCCCUCGAGCCCAGGCAGCGAGGCUGCCCCCGAGCUGCCCCAAAGGCAAAACUCCCUCAGCAAGAAGCCAUCCUCUGCCGGCCACACCCCCACGCGCGCUCAUGCACCCCCGCCACCCCCCUCCCCGACUCCGCCGGGAGGACGACCCCCGCCUCCUGUACGCGACCCCCCAGGACGAGGAGCAGCUCCUCCCGUGCCCGGGCAGCCAUCGCGGAAUGGCAGAGAAGCCCCUCCUCCUCCGCCGCCCCCCUACCGGACGCACGGCAGCACCUCCGAAGCUCCCGGUCGAGGCAAGCCUCCCCCUCCCCCCUCCCGCACCCCUGCCGGGCCCCCGCCCCCUCCCCCGCCCAUCCGAAAUGGACACACCUCCACUCCCCGCUCCUUCGUAGAUGACUUUGAGUCCAAGUAUUCCUUCCACCCUCUGGACGACUUCCCCCCUCCGGACGAGUACAGGCACUUCACUAAGAUCUACCCCAGCAAAGCCAACAGAGUGAUGAGAGGGGCCCCUCCUCUUCCCCCUGUGGGGAGGUGAACACUGUGAACAGUUGCCUGCUGACCAGGAGACAACGGUCUCUCGUUCGCUCACACACACACACACACACACACACACACAUAUAAAUAUCUACACAGUCAUAGAGAUAACUAAUCUGCGAAUCACACACAUUACUCACUCAUGGCUGUGUCUUAUUAACAUACUUGUCCUAACCAGACAGCAUCUCAUGCAAACGCUCAGAACUCCCAGAAUGCACUGGUCUCCAUCCCCUUUAACCACUUCAGCCCACUUGAGCACCAGCCAGGACUGAGGACCUCCACAGGGAGACACAAAGAUGAUACAGACGGACAGAUGCACAACUCUUAUCUGCUCAUGGGAUUUUGGAGAUGUAAGAUAUGUUUUUGAAGAGAGGGAGAGACAAAGGCCAAUGAUUCCUUUCUGUUUUUCUUACUGUUGUGUUGUGUUCCCCUUUUUGACAUUGCUGUCUUACCUGAUGUUGGUGCAUCCUUAAAAAGAGAUGCUUACAAAGUAACACUAUUCCUAGCCUGAGCUGCAGGCUAGUUUUGUUUUGUUAGUUAGCUACCUUCCCUAGCCUUUAAAAGGCGUACGUUGGCAGCAGCACCAUUCCAAGCCAUGGGUUAUAAUUUUGUCUCUUUUCGUUUAAGUUGUUAUGAUGAUGUUUAGUGAAAGAUUUUGAAGAUUAAGCACUGUGAAUGCGUCAGUCAUCAGGGAAAUGGAGGAACUUAAAGACUCUCCUGCUGAGAAGCUGACAGAGACUCAUAACUGCUGCCACCAGGUGGCAGAAUUUUGGAAGGACAGGGGACAGGAGCACUCCCUGGUGGACAGAGAGGGCAUUAUCAUUCCUUUAUUAUUGCUUGAAGAAGGGCCGCUGAAAUUAGACCUGCUCACUCCCUCGCACACUCAGAAGUUUCAACAAAAGGGGGGACAUGUUUUGAUAAGGUACUCUCUGGGAAGACUAAGAAAAAAAAAAAAGAAGUGCCAACGGAAGCAAAAACCCAACUGGAACAUGUUAUUUUCCCACUCAACCGGCCACUCACGCAACGCCAGACCACGCCGGUACCCAUGAACUAUGCAUGCAUGUCUGUAGAAAAUGGAGGGCAUCUAAGCAAAGGGGUCAAAGGUUGGCCGUGUCGUGGUACGUUGAACAGACACUCAGAAAAUGGGCCAGAGUUUGGGAUGCACGGCAAUAAGGCACUGGUCCCUCAACUGCUACUAGUAUUUCCGUAUUAUGUGUCCAAACUGAUACUUGUCAAUCGGUAGAUUACUCUGAACCAUCUGCAUGUGCUUCCAACGCCCCUUUGUACAUGUACUGUGUAUCUCUUUUAAGAAAUACCUUUUCUUUUUUUUCCAGUUUUUUUCCAAAACGAGGCAGGUUUGCAUGAUCCCAGUCGUGCCAGACAGGCCUAAGAUGGAGAGUCUUGAAUGACCUGUUCAAUAUCAGCAAUGCUUUGUGAGUGUGUGUGUGUAGAAAGAACACUACUGUUACUACUGCUGCUCCUGCUAGUGCUGCCAGACUAUAGCUACUGCACAUACUGUAAAUGCUUGGCAUGGAGCUAGUAUAGAGGCAGCACAACAAGUCCAAGUGUAUUAUUGUAUUGGUGUAUAAUGGAAAGACCCCAGGCUGUUUGGCUGUUUGGCCUGACCGUAUGGGAAAGGGGCAUGUGGGUCGGGCUUCUCCUGAUGGGCAGUGUUGUGCUAAAGUGUAGUGGAGUCACUGCUUAAGGGAGAAGCACUCGUCUGUUAUCUUUUGACCACUGUUGAAACUGCAGGCCAACACAGUGGUGCAUUUGGGCAGGGAAUUCCCUCAAAGUAUUUAGUUGUUGUUUUUUUUGUUUAUUUUUGUCAUCUCGGUAACACAAAGAAUACAGGCUUCAUCAUGUCAUGUGAAAUAUGAAGGAGCAGCAAUUUUUGAUCCCAGCACUGAGAAUCUUGCCAAUUUGAUUGAUUUUCUUUCCUUUUUCUUAUUGUUUUUUUUUUUAAUGGCAGAAUGAAGAUGUUUAUUGAUUCCAUAUGGUUUAAAUUGAUGCAGACAAAUGCUAUUUAUUUGCUGUUCAUGUGGCCAAUUACUAGCAAGCAUGAUCCAGAUGAGUUUUCCUCUUCUCUGCAUAUUCCGCUGUCUAGCCCACUCCUAUUCAGUUGCAUUCAUUUCCUGGUUCUCAGAAGUUAAUUGAUCGCAUCAGUGUCAGCUGCAGUGAAGUGUUCUGGGAGAUGAUCCUUUGCUCUCCGACCUGUGAGCCAGUAUCCCAGCACACACUGGUGUAGACAUGCUUGUAGGAGGAAGAGGAUUUGUAGGCAGGACUGGGAACCGUUCCACGAGGCAGGUUCCUGCGCCUAUGGUUCCUGCGCCUAUGGUUCCUGGCCUGUGAUCAAGUGUGCGAUUGCCCUGUAAUCUAUUCUGCAUACCAUAAAAAUUAACCCUGUGUCCAUCACCAUCAUCCUCCCCCAACCCUGCUAAGAAAACAAAAAACUAAACAAAAAUAUGCUUAUCAGCUUUGCACCGUCUGUCACUUCCUCCCACCUCCCUGUUUGUGGUGGUAUGCCUUAUACAGAUCUACUGUAACUUGUCGGUACGUGAUUUGUAAGAAAAUAAACACUAAUAAUCAGACGAAACAAAAAAAAGUAUAUUUACACUAGGCCUACAUGUAGGGCAAGAUGGUAGUAAUAGCUAUUGAUCUAUUUUGAAGUUGUAAAAAGCUUGUAAUAUAGUGACUAAACGGAUUUUUUUUGGGGGGGGGGGGGGGUCAGAAUUGAUGGGAAGGCACAGGCUUUGUAGCAAGCCGGCCGCUAAUCGUUAGCUAGCUGCACUCUGUCCUUUCUUCCUUCUCUCUUCUGUCUUAAAUCUCGCUUGCUUUUCGCUGUCCUCCUCUUGGCGGUCCCUCUCUGCGGGACACAGAGGGUGGCUGUACUGUAGAUAUGUCUGCAGGAGCAUUAACUUACUCACAUUGAGAGCCUCCAUUACUUUUCAUCCUUUUUUUCCAAUUCACUCUUAUUCCAGGCUUUUAAAAGUAAACAAAAGCCCUUGUCUUCUCUGUCAGUUGUCGCACUUCUCUCUGCCAGUUGUGUUGUACAAGGUAAAAAUAAAACCCUAAGAGAAAAAAAAA
Molecule: messenger RNA, 4649 nt
Organism: Clupea harengus (Atlantic herring)
Lineage: Eukaryota; Metazoa; Chordata; Actinopteri; Clupeiformes; Clupeidae
Gene: wipf2b
Product: WAS/WASL interacting protein family, member 2b
Molecular function (GO): actin binding
Source: RefSeq, a predicted model, not a curated record